Peniophora sp. CBMAI 1063 is the source of this 639-nucleotide messenger RNA. The record is from the annotation of a GenBank genome assembly. NCBI's taxonomy places the organism in Eukaryota, Fungi, Basidiomycota, Agaricomycetes, Russulales, Peniophoraceae.
AUGUCGCUGCUCGGUGAGAAUACGACGGAGGUGAGAACGGGCGAGAUUUUGAAGGGGCUCUACGACUUGACGGCAUCCUCUGUCGCACCUUCGCUUCUUCUGGAUAGCUUCAUGCUUGGGAUUGCCUGCGCUAGUGCACCUCUCGGAUCAUACGUGCUAUGGGCCAAGUCGCACUCUGUAGGACGUAUACUUCCAAUCACGAUGAUUUGCCAACAGAAUCCGUUGGGCAUACCACUCACACAAGUUCCCUUCGCUAUCGACCCAUUCACUAUCGCGAGCAUAGAUGGGCUACCAAAUAUCACUGCGUGGAGAGAUGUUCUACCCCUUGUAACGGAAACGGCUCUCAUGGGGUUCUCUUCAGUACUGUUCAUGCUAACGGCUCGCAUCAUUCUACGGCAAUCGCCGUCCCUAUGGCGCAAUGGUUUGAAGGUAUUCAUCCCAAUUGCUACGAUGAUCAUGUACAUGCUAUCUUUGGCGCAUUGGAUCGUCUCUCUCACCAACCUUGUCAUGGACGCGUCGAGAUCGGCUAUCGAUUCAACUCGCAGCCUGGUUUCCAGCAACACACACUGGGGGCAUUCGCCAGUAGUCGCACGGAUUAUAGAUAAGUUAAAUCCGGAUGAGAUUACUCCUGCCCUCUGA